This is a messenger RNA of Botrytis byssoidea, 981 nucleotides long. RefSeq lists its product as uncharacterized. The transcript is spliced from 5 exons. NCBI's taxonomy places the organism in Eukaryota, Fungi, Ascomycota, Leotiomycetes, Helotiales, Sclerotiniaceae. Gene Ontology annotation, molecular function: oxidoreductase activity. Bases 1 to 981 code for a protein of 326 amino acids. The record is from RefSeq and is a predicted model, not a curated record.
AUGAGAUCUUCUUUAACAUCACAUCUCAAUCUCAUAAGAAAUCAAUUCAAACCAUUGGUUCAAGCUACUCAUUCAAGAUCGUUUACAGCUUCUUCAAAAAACAACAAUAUGACAAAAUUCGAUAUCAAUUCAAAGCUUCGUAUGAACUCGGGAUAUGAUAUUCCUAUCCUGGGGUAUGGAGUUUACCAAACUCCAGCAUCUCAAUGUGAAGAUCUAGUGACCAAAUCCUUUGAUGCGGGUUACCGACAUGUCGAUUCAGCAGCAGCAUAUCGAAAUGAAGGUCCUUGCGCCGUUGCAGUUCAUAAAUCCAGCAUUCCACGUGAAGACAUUUUCUUCACUAGUAAAAUUCCACCUCGUGCCUUGAGUUAUGAGAAUACCAAAGCACAAGUUACCAAAACUCUUAUGGAAACUGGGCUUGACUACAUUGAUCUUAUGCUCAUUCAUGCUCCUUAUGGCGGGCGAGAUGCUCGUAAAGGUGCUUGGAAAGCUCUAGUUGAGGCUCAGGAAGAAGGAAAAAUUCGCAGUCUUGGCGUCAGCAACUAUGGUGUUCAUCAUCUGGACGAAAUGGAAGUUUAUAUAAAAGAACUGGAGGAGGAAAGAGGGAAGGGUAGAGGUGGCGUUAUUGAUGUUGGUCAAUGGGAACUCCAUCCAUGGCUUGCUCGAGCUGAUAUUGUUUCAUGGUGUGAGAAACGAGGCAUUAUUUUAGAAGCAUACUCCCCUCUUGUUCGUGGCGAGAGGCAUGACUCAGAACUGCUUCAACCACUCGCUAAGAAAUACAACAAAACCUCGGCCCAAAUCCUGCUAAGGUGGAGUUUACAAAAGGGCUUUGUACCCUUACCAAAAACUGUUACCCCCAGCAGAAUUAAGGAAAAUGCCGACAUUUAUGAUUUCGAGCUCACGGCAGGGGAGAUGAAUGGUCUGAAAACCGGAGACUAUUAUGUAUGUGCUUGGGAUCCUACUGUCGCUACUCUUGAUCAAUAG